This is a messenger RNA of Vicugna pacos (alpaca), 4873 nucleotides long. The record is from RefSeq and is a predicted model, not a curated record. NCBI's taxonomy places the organism in Eukaryota, Metazoa, Chordata, Mammalia, Artiodactyla, Camelidae.
AGGUGAGAAGACUUAGUCACAGAAUCACCUAAGGGCUGGGUUGGGAGGGCAGUCUGAGGCCAGCCACACUCACUAUGGGGAGAAUAAAGAUCUGCCUGGGCUGCUGCCAGUGAAGGGGGCUGCUCUGUGUCAGUGGCCUGGAUGGAAAGAGGACAUACGUCAAGCAGGGUCCUUUUGGACAUGGCCCAGAGAUCAGAACUGAAUAGCAGUAUCCAAUACAAGCCACCUCCAAGUCUCUGGCUGCGGCCUGUCUAGCUCUGUCCACCCAGGAGGGACCAGAACCCUGUGUGGUGCCAGCAAAGGCCAGUGACAAUGAGGGACUGGCUUGGGAGAACACCUUGGGGCCCGCCUGGGCCAGAGAGUGAGGGCUGCACAUGUGUGCAUGCGCAUAUACAAACAUGCAGAUGUGGGCUCUGCAUGCGUGUGUAUCGUGUGCGUUCUGCAUGUGUGUGUGUGUGCGUGGGUCCAUAAUGUGCUGUGCAGCAUGGGCCCUCCCCGUAGGGCAGUGGGGACAGGCAAAGACCAGGUUCCUAGACCACAUCCCAUAAAUGUCUGGUAGGCCCCCCACCCCACCCCAGGGGCAUUGCUGCUAGCCUGCCCCGGCUCCUGGCUCCCGGCUCCCACGUGCAUGAGGGCCCCAGCCCCAGGCCAGGGGAGACCAGUCGCCAAGCAUCCAGAGGCCUGGGGGAGCUAUUAGCUUGUCCAUCAGGUCCCUGUGCACACCUGGUGCUGGCCCAGCUGCAGCAGCCCAUUUGGUUGUGGCAUUUCCUCCCUUGUUUGCAUGCACCCUCCACAGGCCCAGCUGUGAGCUCUGUUCCCACGGGGAGGCACCUGCCCGCUCCAGCGCCCGCCCCUCGCCCGCAGUGCCUCCCCAGGGCUGGAGACACUGUUUCUAUGGCUACUCCCUGGGGCACUGGAACGUCCAAGCCUGUCCCACAGGCAACUGGAGGCUCCACGCCCCUCUGGUGGACAGGUCCUGCAUGACCGUCUCCCCUCGAGGAACAGGUGGGCUCCAGGGGUUUGGGCACAGGCAGGUAACAAGGUCAUGGUCAGUGGCUGCCCAGAGCCUGCAUGCCCGGAUCACUGUUGGCCACAGAGCCUGGUGGUGGUAUCAGGAUAACAGUCCAAUGUGAGCAAAGCUGGGGGGCCCAGGAAGUAGAGGAUGUCUGCGGGGCCCUGGGCAGGCAGGUGAGGACGGGCGAAUGUUUUGCUAAACAAAUUCCUCCGCCCCUCCCUGCCCUGACUCACCAUAUCUGGGGCCCCACUCGAUUCUCCCUCUUGCCAUCCCUUCUGGAAGCUGCCAUCUGCCAUGCCACGCCUGGCUCUCCCGGGCCUCAUGGCUCUCCUGGGUCUCAUGGCUCUCCUGGGCUUGGGGGCAGGGGCCCCUCUGUGCCUGUCCCAGCAGCUCAGCAUGCCAGGGGACUAUGUGCUGGGCGGGCUCUUCCCCCUGGGCUCGGCCGAGGAUGCAAGGCUGGGCGACAAGACAUGGCCCAACACCACUGAAUGCAGGUUCUCGUCCCUCGGCCUGCUCUGGGCACUGGCCAUGAAGAUGGCUGUGGAGGAGAUCAACAAUGGGUCUGCCCUGCUCCCAGGGCUGCGCCUAGGUUACGAUCUGUUUGACACGUGCUCAGAGCCCGUAGUCGCCAUGAAGCCCAGCCUGGUGUUCCUGGCCAAGGCGGGCAGCCGCAGCAUCGCCGCCUACUGUGAUUACACCAAGUACCAGCCCCGCGUGCUGGCUGUCAUCGGGCCCCACUCGUCGGAGGUUGCCCUGGUCACCGGCAAGUUCUUCAGCUUCUUCCUCAUGCCCCAGGUCAGCUAUGGCGCCAGCAUCGACCGGCUGAGCAACCGUGAGACGUUCCCUUCCUUCUUCCGCACGGUGCCCAGCGACCGUGUGCAGGCAAUGGCCAUGGUGGAGCUGCUGCAGGAGUUCCACUGGAACUGGGUGGCCGCCGUGGGCAGUGACGAUGAAUAUGGCCGGCAGGGCCUGAGCCUCUUCUCCAGCCUGGCCACCGCCAGGGGCAUCUGCAUCGCGCACGAGGGCCUGGUGCCACUGCCCUACGCCAACAGCCUGAGGCUGGGCUCAGUGCAGGGCCUGCUGCAGCAGGUGAACCAGAGCAGCGUGCAGGUGGUGGUGGUGUUCUCCUCCGCCCACUCGGCCCGCAUGCUCUUCAGCUACAGCAUCCACUGCAAACUCUCACCCAAGGUGUGGGUGGCCAGCGAGGCCUGGCUGAUCUCGGACCUGGUCAUGACGCUGCCUGGCAUGGACCAGGUGGGCACCGUGCUCGGCUUCCUGCACCAGGGCGCCCCGAUGCCCGACUUCUCAUCCUACGUGCAGACACGCCUGGCCCUGGCUGCCGAUCCUGCCUUCUGCGCCUCACUGGACGCUGAGCAGGCAGGCCUGGAGGACCACGUGGUGGGACCCCGCUGUCCCCAGUGUGACCACAUCACACUGGAGAACGUGUCAGCUGCGUUGUUGCACCACCGGACGUUUGCGGCCUAUGCGGCCGUGUACGGCGUGGCCCAGGCGCUCCACAAUGCACUGCUCUGCAACGCCUCAGGCUGCCCCCAGCGGGAGCCCGUGCAGCCCUGGCAGCUCCUGGAGAACAUGUACAACCUGAGCUUCCACGCACGUGGCCUGAUGCUGCGGUUCGACAGCAGCGGGAACAUAGGCGUGAAUUAUGACCUCAAGCUGUGGGUCUGGAAGGACCUGACGCCCUCGCUGCACACCGUGGGCACCUUCGACGGCCGCCUGCAGCUCCAACACUCCCAGAUGUCCUGGCACACGCAGGGAAACGAGGAGCCGGUGUCCCAGUGCUCGCGGCAGUGCAGGGAGGGCCAGGUGCGCCGUGUGAAGGGCUUCCACUCCUGCUGCUACGAUUGUGUGGACUGCAAGGCUGGCAGCUACCAGCGCAACCCAGAUGAACCCCUCUGUAUCCAGUGUGACCAGGACCAGUGGUCCCCGGACCGGAGCACCCAGUGCUUCCCCCGCAGGCACAGGUUCCUGGCGUGGGGGGAGCCGGCUGUGCUGGUACUGCUCGUGGUGCUGGGCCUGGCUCUGAGCCUGGUGCUGGUGGCCCUGGGACUCUUCGUCUGGCACUGGGACAGCCCGCUGGUGCGGGCCUCAGGUGGGCCACGGGCCUGCUUUGGCCUGGUCUGCCUGGGCCUCGUCUGCUUCAGUGUCCUCCUGUUCCCCGGCCGGCCCAGCCCCACCAUCUGCCUGGCCCAGCAGCUGCUGCUCCACCUCCCACUCACUGGCUGCCUGAGCACACUCUUCCUGCAGGCAGCUGAGAUCUUUGUGAGGUCAGAGCUGCCGCCGGGCUGGGCAGACUGGCUGCAGAGCCUCCUGUGGGGGCCGUGGGCCUGGCUGGCAGUGCUGCUCGCCAUGCUGGUGGAGACAGCACUCUGCACCUGGUACCUGGUGGCCUUCCCACCGGAGAUGGUGACGGACUGGCAGAUGCUGCCCACAGAGGCGCUGGUACACUGCCGUGUGCGCUCCUGGGUCAGCUUCGGCCUCGUGCACGCCGUCAACGCCACGCUGGCCUUCCUGUGCUUCCUGGGCACCUUCCUGGUGCAGAGCCGGCCUAGCCACUACAAUGGCGCCCGCAGCCUGACCUUUGCCAUGCUGGCCUACUUCGUCACCUGGGUCUCCUUCGUGCCCCUCUUUGCCAACGUGCACGUGGUCUUCCAGCCCGCGGUGCAGAUGGGCGCCACCCUCCUCUGUGCGCUGGGCAUCCUGGCCACCUUCCACCUGCCUAAGUGCUACCUGCUGCUGUGGCGGCCAGACCUCAACACCCCCGAGUUCUUCCUGAGCGGGGGUUUGGGCGACAGCAGAGGGGUGGGCGGCAGCUGGGGUGGGGAGGAGACCCAGGGAAAGAACAAGUGACCCCUGACCUGAUGACCUCACCCCAGUGAACUCAGACCUAGUCAGGCCCACACCAAGUCCCUACACAGCAACUUGCAGACUGUGCCCAGACUGCAGAGACCCCCCCCCGCCCCUAGAUUCUGCUGUCCUUGACCCCACAGUGACCUCCAGGCCAGCAGUGUGCACAAGGAGCCUCGGCCCAGUGGGGUCUCACCACCUGCAGCCCCAGAGUCAGGCUCUUUCCCUGUCCCAGCAGAGCCUUGGCCUGCACAGGUGACCCAGCCCGACUGUUCCAGGCAGAGGCCCGUGGAGGGCUGCUGUGGGCCCCUGCAGCCCAUGCUGAGCACUCAGGAAAGCCCCUGGCCCAACCACUUGAAGGCCAAGCUGGGCAUCACUUGCCUGGCUGGGCCCGACCUGAGGCCCCCACCCAGCUCCCUCUCCAAGCAUCACAGGAGUGGGUGGUGGGUGGGUGGGCUGGGGUCGUCUUGACCCCUCUGCAGGGGCAUGUGUCUGACCGUGGGACAGAGGGCUGCUCAGGAGGGAGGGAGCACCCCGCCUCCUUUUCUCUCUCCCUGGUGGGCCCCAGCCACUAGAAUGAGAGCUGUUGACUCUAGCACCACGGACAGAGCCCACACGGGGGAGGGGUGUCAGCACCAAGACCAGUGCCCGCCACAGGACCCUCUCCAGCCAGGAGCCAGCACCAGAUGCAGACCCCCCACCAGAGCUGCUGUGGCCAGGAGCUCACCUAGCUGCACUCGGGGCAGCACCCAGCCAGUCCUGGGGAGGCUGACCUGCCCCAGCACCCCAGUCUCCAAAAGUGGGGGAGAAAAGACAAAGGUCACACACCAGCCCCACAAAAUUAAAUGCUUUUCAAUGUUUAAAAUAGCAUUUACACGGAAGCAGCUCUGUUAACUAUCUGGACGGACGCCCCGACUCGAUGCGGUAUCUACAGUGCAGACGUAUGCAGGCCAGACGCCGGGACGAAGCGGCGUAUGCAGUGGGCAGUCACCC